AUGAACAGACAUCGGCACCGUAACGAUUCGCCAAGGGGGAACAGUAACAAGGAGGAUCGAGAUCGACGGCAGUCGAUCGCCUCCUCGCGAACGCCGGUCUUUAAGCUGGUGGUGGUAGGCAACGGCGGAGUGGGGAAAAGUGCGCUGACCAUCCAGUUCAUUCAGCAAUAUUUCGUGACCGACUACGACCCGACGAUCGAGGACUCGUACACCAAACAGUGCAUCAUCGACGGCGACAUCUGCAAGCUGGACGUGGUGGACACUGCCGGACAGGAGGAGUUCAGCGCCAUGCGCGAACAGUACAUGCGCAGCGGCGACGGAUUCGUGCUCGUCUUUUCGAUCACCGACCGCGCCAGCUUCCAGGAGAUCUGGCGCUUCCACCAACAGAUCCUGAGGGUCAAGGACCGAGACUCGUACCCUAUGAUCGUCGUCGCCAACAAGGUUGACCUCGACGACCACCGAGUGGUCAGCCAGGGCGAGGCCGAGAGUCUCGCCCGCAUGAUCAACGUCCGUUACGUCGAAGUGUCCGCCAAGUAUCGCUUCAACGUCGAUCAGGCGUUCUACGAGCUUGUUCGUCUCAUCCGCAAGUUCCACGCCGAAGAAUGCCCUCCGGUCAUGCCUACCCCUCAGAGUGGAUCCCGCCGUCGCAGACGAUAUUGCACUGUGCUCUAG
Soboliphyme baturini is the source of this 672-nucleotide messenger RNA. The record is from the annotation of a GenBank genome assembly. NCBI's taxonomy places the organism in Eukaryota, Metazoa, Nematoda, Enoplea, Dioctophymatida, Soboliphymatidae.